Molecule: messenger RNA, 1284 nt
Organism: Seminavis robusta
Lineage: Eukaryota; Bacillariophyta; Bacillariophyceae; Naviculales; Naviculaceae
Source: the annotation of a GenBank genome assembly
AUCUUGCAACAGCGACUGAAUCCAUCAGUCAAUCAUUCUUCUGUCAUGACUCGAAAUAGCAGGACAGCGUCCAAAUUUGCAAGACCGCACCCAAAAAGCGAUUUGGACCAGCGCUAGAAAUUGGCUCACAACUCGGACAACAACCGAAACAACUAACUAACCAAUCCAAAACAAGGCGAUAAAGCAGCGACAAUGACAAUGACAAUGACUCUUAUCAGUACUCAGACAGCUGAAGGAAAGGACCCCAUUGGCGCAUCCAAGCUUCACACUUCCAACCAGAACACUGAUAUGAUCUCAAAGCAGGAACACCUUAAGAUCCUGGCCCUUCAAAGACAAGUAAACGGUCCUCAGGAUGAGCUGCCAGUAGACCCCCGCACUGGAACUGAUCGGCUAUUCAAGCUGGUCUACGGCUUUAUGGCACGGUUGCAUACUGGUUGCUGGCAAUGAGUUCAUCUAACUUGACUCUCAAUGCUCUGUGUACAUUGGAAUUCUAUCUUGCAUUGCUCCCAUUGUUCUCAAUGUGGACCUACUUCAUUUGUUCAACUUGCAACCUAUGUCAGGUCUAUGUCCCAACAUCUCGCAUUGAAGGAUGGUUGCCCAUGUCGGUCCCGCAUGGAGUUGAAGUUCACAAGCAUCAUACGGCACAUUCCAUCUCAGUUCUGUCCAGCGUGAGAGGCAGUCAAGCUCGACUCACCUUAUGUUGUGUGUAGCAUCUGAGAUUGCAUGUGUUGCCUUGUUCAUUCUCAUUCAUCAAGACCUGCAAUUCCGUCAGGCACAGAUCUUUGUGUUCAAUGACAAACUUGAUGCCGCCCCAGUGUGUCUCCUUCUUUCCAUCACUGGAAUUUUCUUUUUGGGGCAUUUUGAUUUGAACCGAUAUGACAAUACUGCAUAUCUCUUGCACUAUGCAGUUGCUGGCUUUUUGACCCUUGGAAGUUUGGGGCUUGUUUUCCUUGAUGAAUUUUCAUUGCUAAGUGUUGGGCUCACAGGUGGAUUUCUGGUGUUUGCUUCAGCCUUCUUUAUUGUGGGCGAGCUUGUCCCUGCUUAUUCGGAAGAUGUGGCAAAGGUCAGCUUCUAUAGCAAGCUUUGCGUCAUUAUUGAAAUCAUUGGAUUUCUACAUUUGGGAUUGAUUCUUGGUUUCACCAUGAAUGCCAGUGGUCCAAACAAUGGCAACAUUUGGGCUUCACCCUUCUACAACAGCCAAGCAGUCAAUGGCUGUCAGGCCACUCUUUGAUUACCUUUAUCGAUAAAUGGCAGCGAAACUCGUAUGUCUUUUAAGGAGUCUGA